AAUCUGGCACUUGGUGUUUAAACCGGUGUGGCGAACGUUGGGGGGGCCACCGACACUGUACAAAGCGCAACAACAAAAAAGGCGAAAUUAAAAGGGGAUUCGACGGCAUUUUGUCUUGAAAACAUUUAGUUUUAUCGUUUGAUUUGGGUAAUUGUAACGUUCAUUCAGCGACCAUGGCUUGCGGCGCGACGUUGAAGCGAUCCAUGGAGUUCGAGGCCCUUCUCAGCCCGCAGUCCCCAAAGCGGAGGAGGUGCAAUCCUCUACCCGGGACUCCGACUACUCCUUCCCCGCAGAGGUGCAAUCUUCGCCCGCCAACAGAGAGCCCAGUACACUCGAUGUCGCCCCAAACUAUUGGAGAACACAGGCUAACUCCAGAGCAAAUCUUUCAGAACAUUCGUCAGGAGUAUAGCCGCUAUCAGAGGCGACGGCAGUUGGAAGGGGCCUUCAACCAAACCGAGGCCUGCAGUUCCAAUGACGUCCAGAGCUCCAGCCCCUCCCUCACCUCACCAAGUUCUCCCACAGGUGCCUCAUCCUUGAAGAAGGACCAGCCACUCUUCACACUGAGGCAGGUUGGCUAUUUGUGCGAGCGCCUUAUCAAAGACCACGAGGAGAAGAUCCGUGAAGAGUACGAACAGAUACUAAACACAAAGCUGGCAGAACAAUACGAGUCCUUCGUGAAAUUCACACAGGAUCAGAUUAUGCGAAGAUAUGGCACCAGGCCUGCAAGCUAUGUGUCUUGAAGAGCAUUGUAGAUGGUACUACCCCUCAGAAACCGGUUUCUGUAGAACCGGCCCCAUUUGUUUCAUUUGAAAUUUCCUCCUUUUACUAUGUUUUCUUUUUCCCAAUAAGUGCUUGGGUGCCAUGGUCUAUCCACAUUUAACUCAUUUUUAUCGCUGAACCUGUUACUGAUAGCCCAACACCAAACACGCAUAUCUAGAUGCAUUCUAAGGAAGUUUAAUCUUUAAAGAUUUGUGGGAAAACAUGUCAAACUACCGCUGUAUAAAGCUUGGCUGAUGUGAUCAUCUCUGUUUAAUGUAACGUGACUGACCUGCAGCAGAUAUACCAGACUCUCCCUAUUUCUUCGAUCUGUUUUUUAACUCUCCAUAAACGUUUUCUCUUUUUUUGACAAAUAAAAGAUAUGUGAAAAGUCAA
Triplophysa dalaica is the source of this 1152-nucleotide messenger RNA. RefSeq names its product akirin 1 (gene akirin1). Gene Ontology annotation, biological process: positive regulation of myoblast differentiation; positive regulation of macrophage chemotaxis; myoblast migration involved in skeletal muscle regeneration. The transcript is spliced from 5 exons. NCBI's taxonomy places the organism in Eukaryota, Metazoa, Chordata, Actinopteri, Cypriniformes, Nemacheilidae. Bases 174 to 740 code for a protein of 188 amino acids. Gene Ontology annotation, cellular component: chromatin; nucleus. The record is from RefSeq and is a predicted model, not a curated record. Gene Ontology annotation, molecular function: transcription coregulator activity.